AUGGAAAAGUCGACUUGCACAACUACAUCCCAACAUACUGAUCUCUACAUCUACAUAGGUCUGGGAGUCCUUUCGGGCAACCUCGGGUUUAGAGCCUCGCUGCAGGUAACUGCUGCCAAACCUGGUGUUGUCAACUUUGAAUUGGAUGUCCAGAAGGAGCACACGAACCGCUUGAACAUCCUCCAUGGAGGCACAAUUGCUAGCAUGGUCGACCUUGGUGGAUCCUUGGCCGUGGCCUCUCGAGGUCUCUUCGCUACAGGUGUCUCGACGGAUCUCAGCGUGACGUACCUGAGCUCCGGAGGGAAGAUUGGCGACAAGGUCUUGGCUGAGGUCACCUGUGAUAAAUUCGGCAAAACCCUCGCGUACACCAACAUCAAGUUCACCAACCCUGCAGGCGACAUCGUCGCAAGAGGAAGCCACACAAAAUUCGUCGCACUCGCCUGGAAGGAUCCGCAGAAUAUCGUUGAGCAACUCAAGGAGCAAAACGAACAGAAUCCCUAA
Molecule: messenger RNA, 501 nt
Organism: Aspergillus chevalieri
Lineage: Eukaryota; Fungi; Ascomycota; Eurotiomycetes; Eurotiales; Aspergillaceae
Product: PaaI family thioesterase
Exons: 8
Coding region: 1-501 (166 amino acids)
Molecular function (GO): fatty acyl-CoA hydrolase activity
Source: RefSeq, a predicted model, not a curated record